AUAUAAACCCCCCAAAGUUUCAUCUUCUCUCUAUCCCAACUCAAAACUUCCCUCAUCCUUAUUUGUUUCCCUCUUCUCUCACUUAAAUCCAAGAGAGUGAGAGAGUUGGUCUGUACUGAAAACAGAGAGAAGAAAAAUGCAGACGAAGAAGCUCUUUAUCUCCAUACUCUCCUUUCUUCUCUAUGCUCCACUUAUCUUCUCUUCGCCAGUUCCGGACCCAGAAGCCAUCGUCGAAGAAGUUCACAAGAGCAUUAACGCAUCGGUCGCAGCACGGAGGAAGCUAGACUACCUCUCCUGCACCACCGGCAACCCAAUCGACGACUGCUGGCGCUGCGACCCACACUGGGAGUCCCACCGCCACCGCCUCGCCGACUGCGCCAUCGGGUUCGGCAAAAACGCCAUCGGCGGCCGCGACGGUCGCAUCUACGUCGUCACCGACUCAGGCAACGACGACCCGGUGACCCCCAAGCCCGGAACUUUACGCCACGCCGUGGUCCAGGACGAGCCUCUCUGGAUCAUCUUCCAGCGAGACAUGACCAUCCGCCUCAAAGAGGAGCUCAUCAUGAACUCUUUCAAAACCAUCGACGGCCGCGGCGCCUCCGUGCACAUCGCCGGCGGGCCUUGCGUCACGAUCCAGUACGUGACGAACAUCAUCAUCCACGGGGUUCACAUCCACGACUGCAAGCGAGGCGGGAACGCUAUGGUGCGGAGCUCGCCGAGGCAUUACGGGUGGAGAACGGUGUCUGACGGUGACGGUGUGUCGAUCUUCGGAGGGAGUCAUGUUUGGGUUGAUCACUGCUCGUUGUCUAACUGUGAAGAUGGGCUUAUUGAUGCCAUAAUGGGCUCGACGGCGAUUACUUUGUCUAAUAAUUACAUGACGCAUCAUGAUAAGGUUAUGUUGCUUGGGCAUAGUGAUACUUACGCUCGUGACAAGAACAUGCAGAUUACUAUUGCUUUUAAUCAUUUUGGUGAAGGGCUUGUUCAAAGAAUGCCAAGGUGUAGACAUGGGUACUUCCAUGUGGUGAACAAUGACUAUACACAUUGGGAGAUGUAUGCGAUUGGUGGAAGUGCUAAUCCUACUAUCAAUAGUCAAGGGAACAGAUUUGUGGCCCCGAAUAUUAGAUUCAGCAAAGAGGUGACUAAGCAUGAGGAUGCGCCGGAGAGUGAGUGGAAGAGGUGGAACUGGAGAUCAUCAGGUGAUUUGUUGUUAAACGGUGCGUUUUUUACUCCGUCCGGUGGUGCUCAGUCGUCUAGCUAUGCUAAGGCGUCGAGUCUUGGGGCGAAACCGUCUUCUCUUGUUGGACCAUUGACGGUGGGUUCUGGUGCACUGAAUUGCCGCAAGGGUUCUCGUUGCUGAUUGUGGUGGCCUUAAGUGGGUCAGUUAAGUUUUUUUUAGCUUAAUUAGUAUAGAAAAGGCAAUUAAAGCACCAAUUAAGGGAGUUAAGUUAUAACUUUCUGUAGUUCUUAAUUUACUGUCUUUAUGAUUUUACUUCUUUAUGGGGGUAAAAUUAAGGAGAAUACAACCUCUCGCUUUACUGCUCUUUAGGACCCUUGUAAGGAUUCUCUGUUUUAAGGAAUCUAUUAUUAGGAGGUUCAAGUGUAGGAACAAGUGCAGAUGUGUUGAUCUUUGAUAUUAAUAUAAUUUAUGUUUCCUUGUGAA
Brassica rapa (field mustard) is the source of this 1660-nucleotide messenger RNA. RefSeq names its product probable pectate lyase 18. NCBI's taxonomy places the organism in Eukaryota, Viridiplantae, Streptophyta, Magnoliopsida, Brassicales, Brassicaceae. The record is from RefSeq and is a predicted model, not a curated record. Gene Ontology annotation, molecular function: pectate lyase activity.